Molecule: messenger RNA, 279 nt
Organism: Cylicostephanus goldi
Lineage: Eukaryota; Metazoa; Nematoda; Chromadorea; Rhabditida; Strongylidae
Source: the annotation of a GenBank genome assembly
GUAGGAAUUUCCAUGGGUAGCUUUGAUCCGCACAUGCUGUUUUUUGCAAUUCCUGAAUUGAUUCCAUAUAUUACCGGUCUACCAGAACUUAUGGAUGGUAUAGCCAGUUGUGCAGGAGCUGAAUACAUUAAUGGAAGUUACGAAUUUGACUGCAAAGACGCGGAGAGUAUCCCAGAUCUUGUAAUUACUUACGGACAGAUUCCUCUUCAUAUAGCACCGAAGCGUCUUAUCAAAAAGGUAACUGAUUUUUGUAUCUGGGCAUUUUUGCCAGAUUCAUAA